CUUGUUGUUCCCCAAACUUCAUCGUGUCCUUCUUCCUAUGGAUUACGUCAAGAUAGUAGAUGUAUAUGUUUGAUUUCAAAUAUCCCAACCUCGAUCACAUUGACACUCUCUAUUCUUCAUUCGAUCUACAUACCUAGGUCCAACCUCCAUGGAUCGGUAACAACUGCAUACAGCGAGCCUCAGUCCUAUUCCCCGUCCUCUCCUCCCCUGCACAGGGCCUCCAGCCAUCAUGGACCCCGAAGACGUUUUUGCCCAGGAGGCACAAGAGGAGGUCCUUCUCUCAGAAGAAAACAAUCGCCGCACUCGCGACUCCAAAAUUGUCAAUUCAGCCACAAGUUAUGCGCCAGAAGACCAAGAUCCAGACGAUGAAUCCAGUCCAUUGAUCGGUCAAGACGAAACCCGAAGACCCUCCAACCCGCGGGCCACUGAUAGCUACAUUCGAGCCCUCAACGAACCAUGGGCCGGUUCCCAUGGCUCGAGAAACAAGCCAUGGUAUAGAACGCCAUCGAUCUUCUGGCUCCUGCCUGCAUUUUUUCCCUUCUGCGUCGCAUUCGGAGGCAUCAUCGUUCCAAAGACCUACCUCAUUCUCAACCUCAUUUGCGAUAGAUACCUCUCCGAUCAAGCUUCCAAGAAUCCUAACUUUGAAUACUUUCCUGUCAUGCCCGGCGACGACAAUCCACUGUGUCGAGAUGCCCACGUCCAGGCUCUCGUCGCAAGGUUCAACCUAUACAUCAAUCUAAUGAGUGGCAUCUUCUCCGCCAUUGUUUCUCCCCAACUUGGAGCGCUCUCAGAUCGCAUUGGACGCAAAAAGGUUCUGGUGUGCGCAUCUUUUGGCGCCUUUUUCAGCGACAUCAUCACCAUCAUUAUCGGUUCCAAUCCGGGAAAAGUCUCGGUCUACUGGAUGCUCCUCGGUGCUCUCAUUGACGGCUUAUGUGGCUCCUUCACCGCCGGAAUGGCAUUGGCCUUUGCAUAUGCUGCCGAUUGUACCUCCCCCGAGAGACGAAAUGUCGCUUUUGGCUAUUUCCAUGGCACUUUGUUCGCCGGUAUCGCCUUGGGCCCACUUAUAGCAGGCAAAUUGAUCCAAGUCAGCGGUACCGUCAUGAUUGCGUUUUAUGUUGCAUUGGCUUGUAACGCCUUCUUCAUCAUCUUCAUCGCCUUAUUCGUUCCCGAGUCUCUGUCCAAAGAGCGUCAAUUGGUCGCACGCGAAAAGCGCCGUGUUGCCCAAGAGGCAUCCCCCCACAAAGAUUGGGUGGCCAAGCUCAAGAACUACAACAUCUUCGAACCACUCUGGGUCUUACGACCAACCGGGUCAGGCACUUCUUCAAGUCUUCGUCGCAAUCUUUUCGUCCUUGCAGCCAUUGACACCAUGAUGUUUGGCGUCGCCAUGGGCACCAUGCAAAUCAUCCUCAUCUAUGCCGAAUUUCGUUUCGGAUGGAAUGCUGUAGCCUCGAGCCAAUUUCUCUCUGUUGCCAAUAUAUGUCGAGUCACUGGUCUCCUGGUCAUCCUACCCACAUUGACUCGCAUCUUCCGUGGAAGAACGAGAUCGCAGUCUGCCGGUCACAAAGGUGCCGACAAACUCGAUGUCAAUAUCAUCCGCGUAGCCAUCAUCUUCGACCUCCUCGGGUACAUUGGAUAUGCAUUCGCCCCUACAGGCGCCGUCAUGUUUCUCUCUGGUAUGAUUGCGUCCUUGGGAGGGAUGGGCUCGCCAACACUGCAGUCUGCACUGACGAAGCAUAUUCCAGCUGACAGGACCGGUCAAGUCCUUGGUGCUUCUGGUCUUUUGCAUGCUUUGGCGCGCAUUGUGGCACCCACUGUUUUCAAUGCCAUUUACAUGGGAACGGUUGGUAUAUAUGCCGGCAUUGUCUUCAUCUGCCUGGCCUCCAUUUUCGUCGUGAGUUUUAUUCUCAGUUUCGUCUUGAAGACUGGACUCUUUCUACCAGAUUCUCCCGUUGGCGUUGGUGAUGAAGCAGAAGAGGAUGAAGAUCUUAUUCCAACUGGCUCUGACACCUGAUAUGACCUGUCUCUCUCUGCGAUAAUUUAAUUUCUAGCAUCUGUGUCGACAUAACAUGCGCACCUUAUCCUUUGUACAUACACAGAGCUUUGUUGAUACCUUUUGGAUUAUUAUAGCUUAUAGCACGAUGGUGGUUACGUGGCAUACCGGAGUCGUCCAUUCAUUGCCAAUUAUUGCCUUCAGUUUACAAUUGCACAUACUUGAUACAUCAAUGGUCAAAGACAAAAUCAUUCUUUAA
Molecule: messenger RNA, 2249 nt
Organism: Exophiala mesophila
Lineage: Eukaryota; Fungi; Ascomycota; Eurotiomycetes; Chaetothyriales; Herpotrichiellaceae
Exons: 3
Coding region: 230-2011 (593 amino acids)
Biological process (GO): transmembrane transport
Cellular component (GO): membrane
Molecular function (GO): transmembrane transporter activity
Source: RefSeq, a predicted model, not a curated record